This is a messenger RNA of Helianthus annuus (common sunflower), 2872 nucleotides long. RefSeq lists its product as uncharacterized. The transcript is spliced from 3 exons. NCBI's taxonomy places the organism in Eukaryota, Viridiplantae, Streptophyta, Magnoliopsida, Asterales, Asteraceae. The coding region runs from base 1229 to 2701 and encodes 490 amino acids. The record is from RefSeq and is a predicted model, not a curated record.
UUUGUUUGUUUUUUUUUUUUUUUUUUUUUUUUUUUAAGUAAAUUUGCUGCAAAUGCUUCUUACCCUUUUUUAUUUAUAGAAGCGCAACUCUACCAAGCUGCCUUCACUACCUUUGGUGGCUCCAUGGGUGUUCGCGCAGUGCGCGAUGAUGAAGAGAGCUGGUAUGACCAGAUUAAAGGAAACUUCAUGUUUCCAGCUGCUGACGCUUUCGCUUCGCCGCCGACCGCUACUGAAGGUGCGCAAUACCCAAAACCUCGUCCAUUGCGCUCUGUGACUCUCGCUGGGAAAGAAACUUUCUAUCUUUCCAGCGAGGAGUCCGUAGGAUCUUCCAACGGCGAGCUAAGCUCUUGGUCUAAAAUAUUUGCAGGUGUGUUGCGCGACCUGGGGAUUGACCCAGAGGAGAAAAAGAAGAAACCGGUGAAGAAGAAGAAGAAAGCGGAGCCGGAGGUGACCAGCAAGGGCACUGGCCCUAGUCGCGCAACAGCUGCUGCUGGCAAAGGUACUCUUCGCCUUCGUCAACGUGACUUGGAUGAUUAUGUGAUCAUCAGUGACUCAUAUGAAGGUUUAUCUCAUGUAGCCAAGGGAAAAGCUGGUGCUGGUGGGUCAAAGAGUUCUGGGAGCGCGGGUUCUCGUAACCCCGAUGCUGGCGCGACCCCCAGUUUUCCCGAAGAUGUAGAAGAGGAGGAAGAUGCUGGUGCUCGACUUAUCGGGCGAAAGAGGGGUAGGAGCGAGGCUACAACUGGUGUGGUCUCCGCGCCUCAAUCUGUUGUGAUCCCUGCGAUAGGGAAGACGAGCAGGCUGCGCUCGUUGUAUCAAUUUUCUCCUGGUAUGUUCUUUUCUUCUCUUCUUUUCUAAAAAACUUCUUUGCUUAUACUUGCCUUGUUUUGUAGAGAUCAAGAAGAAGACCCCUGAAAAGGCGGUUACAUUCGUUGAGGCGGGGGCAAAAAGGCCCAAGAUAACCGUCAGGUCCACUGACGCUGCAGCUCAGGACGCCGCGAAGGCGGCUGAAGCGCAGCGAAAGGUGGAGCAGGCGCGUAAGAAAGAAGAAGAGAAGAAGAUUGCUGAGGAGAAGAAGAAGAAGGAAGUAGAGGAGAGAGAGAAAAGAGAGGAGGAGGAGAAGAAGAAAAGAGAGGAGGAGAAGAAGAAAAAGGAGGAGGAAGAUAGGAAGCGUAGGGCGGAGCAGGAGAGGCUGGCUGAGGUGGCGAAGAAGCAGGCCUUGGAGAAGGAGAUGGCGGCGAAAAAGGCUAUGGAUCAGCCUUUGAAGUCUCCAGGUCCUGAGGUCACCAGGCCAGCCGGCACCGGCCCUGUUAACAUUUCGAAAGGGUCCGGCCGCUACUCUUCUAGCGGCGCGAGCUCUGGUGGAGCUGGGGGUUAUAACCCCACUGUGGUAGGGGCGAAAGAUACCGUUGGAGAUAUCUACUACAAGACAUAUACUGAAGAAGAGCGCGGUGAUGCCCUCCAUCAAGCCCCCUGGAGCUUAAAACAGAAGGAUACAUUUGCUGAGUUUAGCGCUUCGCGUGAAUGGUUUUUGAAUUCCUUCCCUCCUGGUGAGGUCAAUCGGCAAAGGGCCAAAACCCAUGAGAUGUUAUAUCGUACUUAUAUUCUUGGGGAGGCCAAUGCCCGCUCUGCCAACCAUCAGAUUGUUCGCGAAUGGCGGACGAUGGUCAGAGAACGUGCCGAUUGGGAGGGUUACCGCGAGCGUACCCUGAAGCGGAUUGCGGAGUUUGAGAAGUCGAAAGCUGCGCUCGACGAAGAAAGAGCCAAAUUUGAGGCUGACAAGAAGGCGGAGGAGUGGGGCCGCGAGGGGCUGCAGAAAAAACUCCACAAUGCUGAGGAGCAACUGGCCAAGGAGAAGGCCGAGUUCAAGCGUAUAUGCGCUCAAGACAACGAGCGUACUUAUGCUCUACGACAGAAGAUCGUUGGUCUUGAGGCUACAGUUGCGGACUUGACCUCAAAGGUGGAGGAAGCGCAGGGUGAAAAAACUGCCAAGCAGCAGAUGGAGGUUGAGCUGACUGAAGCCAAGGUGCAAUUGUCUAACAAGGACAAGGAUAUCCAUGCCAAGGACGUUGAGAUAGCGGAACUCAAGCGUCGCUUGAAUGAGCAAAUCGACAGAUGCGAGUCUUUGGAGAUUGACCUUGAGGCUGAGAAGGUCAAGGCUGCUGAUGCUGAGGAGGCGCGUGCUGUGAGCACUGCCGCGCUGAAUGUGGCUCAAACCAACUACUCUGAGGCUCAAGGUAUCGUCGAUACACUUGUCUCAGAAGCGGAGUGGAUGCGCACUCGUGGAGUAGUGAUGGUUGCCAACUCCAUCUUGAAUGCGAACGAGCUAGAUCGCGCUGUGGCGGCUCUGACAGAUGCGGCGCGUGCGGUGGGUCACCGAGGAGGUUACCUGGAGUGUGCUGAUCAUGUUGAGCAAAUGCUUGGGCAAGAAUUUGACACGAGCCACUGCUCCGUAACAGAUCGUGCCGAUGCUGCGCUGGCAAGUGCUGAAAAUUCCUAUGACAACCUCUCCUUGCCUAUCAUGGAGUUAGUUGUCGAAUCGUUAAAGAAAGACGACUGGUGCCAGCGUCUUAAGGCAAUCCUCGAUCCACCAGUUACCGUCGAGGUGUCUGAUGAAGAGCCCACUGGUGACGACGGUGAUGAUGGCAAUGAUGAUGAUGGUGAAGACGACGGAGAUGAUGGUGAUGAUGGUCGCGAAGGAUAGGAUAGUUUGUUGAGUAGGUAGUGAAUAGGCAUUUGUGCCUUUGUAAUUUCUUUGAAAAAUCUUAUGUAUGAUGCUGCGCGGUUGCGCAAGUUGUUAAUGAAACACUUUGUUUUUUCCGUUGCAAUUCUUGCAUUGUUAUAAAAACUUAUGCUAAAUUAGUUCGAAUAAAUG